AUGAAGGCGUUGGGAUGGUGGCUGAUAGCGGUGGGCACGCUUCGAUUGGCUUCAGUGUGGUUCGGUUUCUUCGACAUUUGGGCUCUUCGACUGGCCGUCUUCUCCAACACCACAAUGACUGAAGUUCAUGGGCGCACAUUUGGCACUUGGACAUUGUUGACCUGCACCCUUUGCUAUAUCUGUGCAUUCAACCUUGAAAACAAGCCUCUCUAUAUGACUACUUUCUUGUCAUUCAUCUAUGCAUUGGGUCAUUUCUUGACAGAAUAUAUAAUUUAUCACACAAUGGAGAUUAAGAAUCUAACUACUGUUGGCAUAUUUGCAGGAACCUCGAUAAUAUGGAUGCUAUUGCAAUGGAGUUCUCACUCGAAAGUCCACUUGAAACAUUCUUAA
Molecule: messenger RNA, 390 nt
Organism: Sphenostylis stenocarpa
Lineage: Eukaryota; Viridiplantae; Streptophyta; Magnoliopsida; Fabales; Fabaceae
Source: the annotation of a GenBank genome assembly